Messenger RNA from Pleurotus ostreatus (oyster mushroom), 1125 nucleotides. RefSeq lists its product as uncharacterized. The transcript is spliced from 10 exons. Lineage: Eukaryota; Fungi; Basidiomycota; Agaricomycetes; Agaricales; Pleurotaceae. The coding region runs from base 1 to 1125 and encodes 374 amino acids. The record is from RefSeq and is a predicted model, not a curated record.
AUGGUCAGAAUCGCUAGUCUGAGACUUCUCUUGUCAACUGCCACUCUUUUCCUGCCACUAGCAUGUGUCCUAGCGCGCCCAAUCGGUUCAGACAUCUCGCUCUCGCUCUCUAGGCGUCAAAAUAUUCCCGGUGUUGGGGCUGGACCAUCCACUGCCACUGAUGGUAGUACGAUCGUUGAGAAGGAAGUUGUCAUCAAUGGCUUCAGCAUGAGAUUCAAAGUCUCGGCGCCUUCCACUGAGCUCGUCUCAAAUGGAGGUGCAAAGGCUGGAACGUUAGGCAUCAAUGUGUUGUUCCAUGGUGACGGCGGACAAUCGUUCUUUGAUUUCCCCAACCAAGGUGUUAACUCUGGUCUUAUGGGCGUGGCACUGCUGUCGCCCGAUCCUAACCUUCGAUGGGGAGGCUCAGAUCCCCGAGAUUCGCUCAUAAGACCUCAGGGAGCAGCCCACAGCGCCGCGGUGAAUCAGCUCCUCACCACUGAAUUACCGAAAGUCGUCAAUUUCGACCAGACCAAGAUAUUUAUGGAGGGAAUCAGUGGCGGUUCACUCUUAUUAAGCGGCUUCAUGGUCCCGGCAUUUGGAGCCUCCCUAGGCGUUCCGGGAGUCGUCAUGGGCUGUGGUGGUCUAGCUCCGCAAGUGCAGGUCCAAGGCGACAUUUCCGCCCUGCGCGUACAUUGGCAAAGCACGGUGAAUGAGCAACCAGAGCUACAGCAAUCUAUCCCACAAGCGAUCGCCGCCUAUGAACGCAUUGCCAGCGGUGCUGGGUUGUCGGCUGCUCAAAUCAACCAGCUUCAAACCGCGGACGCGUCUCCGAAUGGUGGCCAUUGCGAAUUUGACCAACGGGAUUUUGUUUCAGGAGUGCAGCUUCUUUCCGAUAACUACGCCACCAUUCUCUCCGGACAAGGAGUACUGAAUGGCGUCAAUGUCAACAAUGGCGUCGUUGGCAACGAAAACCUCUUCGCCGUUGCGGCCACUGGAGCGAAUAGAGGUGCAGGUCAAGGUGCGGCGGCGGCGGCGGUAGCAGCAGGCGCGAACCGCGUAACGGCCACGGGUGGCCGGAAUCGCACUGGAAAUAGGAAGGGAGCGAAAGUGAAUAACGCCAACCACGUUGGACGUAGUAUGAGUUAA